Papaver somniferum (opium poppy) is the source of this 6282-nucleotide messenger RNA. Its product is annotated as nuclear pore complex protein GP210-like. The record is from RefSeq and is a predicted model, not a curated record. NCBI's taxonomy places the organism in Eukaryota, Viridiplantae, Streptophyta, Magnoliopsida, Ranunculales, Papaveraceae. The transcript has 36 exons. The coding region runs from base 230 to 6076 and encodes 1948 amino acids.
UUUCCGGCAGAUCCCAUCCGCUGAUAGCUAGGCCAUGUCAUAAUAGUCAUCAGUUUCCCGCUACUUCUAAACCUAAAAGGCUAAAACCCCUCUUUCCCCUACCAUUUUCUAGGGUUUUGCUUUUGCCCCCCCUCUCUCUCACUCAGUUUCUUCACUCUAAUGGAGCCAUUAAAUCAGACAUAAUCAGAUAUCUUCAACUCGAUUCAAGCAUUUGGAUUCAGUUUCCGAAAUGUCUCCUUCUGGAAUCAUCUUACUAGUUCUACUAGCAACUUUACGGGCGUCGGAAUCAGUUACUGGUCCACAUAUCGCAGAUGUAAACCUAUUAUUACCUCCUCGUAUGACUCAUCCCGUCGAGUAUCGUCUUCAAGGAACCGAUGGUUGUUUCUCAUGGUCAUGGGAUCAUCAUGAUAUUUUAUCACUAGAACCUGAGUAUAAUACUAGUACGACUCGUUGUUCAACGAGUGUACGUGUGAAAUCCAUUGCUCCAUACAGUGGUAGAAAAGAAACGGCUAUUUAUGCUACUGAUUUACGGACUGGAAUUAAUAUCCGUUGUAAGGUUUUUAUUGAUAAAAUUUCUAGGAUUCAGAUUUUUCAUAACUCUAUUAAGCUUGAUUUGGAUGGACUUGCAACGUUACGUGUACGUGCUUUUGAUGAUGAAGAAAAUGUGUUUUCCUCGCUGGUCGGGUUACAGUUUUCUUGGGGACUUAGGCCUGAAGCAAAUGAAACAGUUCAUCAUCUUGUUCACGUUCCACUGAAGGAGUCACCGUUGAGUGAUUGUGGAGGCUUUUGUGGUGAUCUUGAUACUCAAAUAACACUUGAAGACAGUGGUGUUCACUCCGACUUGUUUGCUGUGAAGGGAACUGAAAUAGGUCACGAGAUUGUUUCUGUCAAUCUAAUUGAGCCACAAUUUGAAAAUAUGGCAGAUAAGAUCUUGCUAACUGUUGCAGAAGCAAUGUCAAUCGACCCUCCAUCCCCUGUAGUAGUGGUUAUUGGUGCUUCUGUUCAUUACCAUCUUAAAGUUAUUCGUCAGAAUACACCUAAAGGAAUAGAGUUACCAUCUGCCAAUCAUCGGUGGUCUGUGGUGAAUGCUUCGGUCGCUCGAGUCGACGACAUGAUGGGCAUAGCACAUGCAAUUAAUCUGGGAACCACUACUAUUAACGUGGAAGAUACUAGAGUAGUGGGACAUGUACAAAUGUCGUCACUUCAUGUUGUCAUACCUGACAAUUUGUGUUUGUACAAAUUACCUGUAACCAGCUCCGGUGAUCCCAUUGAAGGAAUGGAAGCUGUGCCUUCAACUGUCCGCUGGUAUGUUGUCGUGGGUCGACAGUAUGCCAUUCACAUGAAGGUUUUCUCACAUAGAUCUGGUGGACAGGAAAUAUACAUUACAGAGAGGGAUGAUGUUAAAUUGCAAUACAACGAUUCUGUUCACUGGACAUCAUUUGUGGUUCCAGAAAGCAUUGCAGUGAAGCACGGGUGGCAUAAUUCUAGAAUCCUAAAAGCAACUUCUCAAGGACUGGGAAGAUUGGCUGCUAACUUAACUUAUCAUACUGGGCACACAGAAACUACUGAGGUUCUUCAGGUUGUGCAUGAAGUCAUGGUCUGCGAGCGUGUGAAGUUCAAAAUGUGGAAAAAAAACGAUUCUUCUACAACUAUACACCUUCCGUGGGCACCUGGGAUAUAUGAAGAAAUGGAACUAAGUGCAACAGGAGGCUGUGUGGAAACAACAAAUGGUUACAAGUGGUAUACAUCUGAUGCUUCCACUGUAUCUGUAUCUGCUUCCGGGGUUAUCCAGGCAAAGAAGCCUGGCCAAGUUACUGUAAAAGUGGUAUCUGUGCAUGAUUCGACAAAUUAUGACGAGGUGGCCAUUAAAGUUUCCGUUCCUUCAUCAAUGGUUAUGCUGCGAAGCUUUGCCGUGGAAUCUGUUGUAGGAACAUAUCUUCAAGCUGCAGUAACAAUGAGAGCACCCUAUGGUAGCUAUUUCGAUAGAUGUGAUUCAUUUAGCUCCUUCAUAAGGUGGACUGUUGGAAGCCAGUCUUUCGAAAUCGUCAAUACAACAGGAAAAGCAUCAGCCUUCAAGCUAUCAAAUAUUGAUGGAUACCAGUCACUUUAUAGCCCUCCAUGUGCAUGGACAUAUGUAUAUGCUUCUGGUGUCGGCCGAGCUAUUCUGCAUGCGACUUUGUCUAAAGAGUUGGAAUCUUUUGAUCAUCCAUCAGAUGAACCAGUUGUUCUGAAAGCCUCUUCAAUGAUUUCUGCUCAUCAUCCCCUUGUUGUGCAACAGGCAGGGAAUGGGAACCAGUUUGGUGGUUAUUGGGCUGAGUUGCCUACAACAGAAACUGGAUUUCAUUUGAAAGAUUUGAAUGAGUUGUAUCUUGUUCCGGGAACAGAGUUGAAUGUGAUGCUUAUUGGAGGACCUGAACAGUGGGACCAAGGUGUUGAGUAUGUUGAAAAUGUCAAAAAUAUCAACGGGGAACAACUAUCUCCUAAAGGUGGAAUCCUUGUGGACCGAGCACUCAGUAAUGGGGGUUUAUACAGAAUAUCUUGCCUGACAAUGGGAAUUCAUCAACUGGUUUUCUCACGAGGGAAUUUGAUUGGCGACGACCAUCCUCUUCCAACAAUAGAGAAAGUGGAAUUGUCCGUUACAUGUAGUGUUCCUUCAUCAAUCACACUGAUUGCCAACGAACCAGUAAAUACACCUGAGCUCAUAUCUUCUGCGGCUCAAGAUGAUCGGACCCCAGACAGAAUCCGUGCUACACCUAUUACUGUGGCAAACGGAUGCACUAUUCGAGUUGCUGCUGUUGGCUUACAUAGCUCUGGAAAGGCGUUUGUAAACUCAUCAUCUCUUGGCCUUAACUGGGAAAUGAGUAGUUGCGAUGGGCUAGCUCUUUGGGAUGCUAUCACUGUAGAGAGAUACAGGACCACCUCCAGUUGGGAGAGGUUUUUGGUUUUGCAGAACUCGUCAGGGCUGUGCAUCGUCCGUGCUACUGUUAUUGGUUUUUCUGAUACCACGAGUGUUCAUCUUCGCGGGAGGGCUUCUUUAUUGCUAGAAGAAAAGUCAAAGAACCUUCUCACUGACGCCAUACGUUUACAGCUUGUUUCUUCUCUGCGGGUAGUUCCAGAGUCCAUCUUAUUAUUGUUCAACCCGGAAGCAAAGGCAACACUGUUAAUUACUGGAGGGACAUGUUCCCUACAUGCUGUUGUCAAUGAUACUCGAGUUGCAGAAGUAAUUCAACCCCCAAAUUUGGAAUGCUCACAACUGCUAGUUGAUCCCAGAGGGCUGGGAACUGCACUUAUUACUGUUGAUGAUGUUGGACUUGCUCAUCUGACAGCCUCUGCCAGGGUGCGUGUUGCAGAUGUAGAUUGGAUCAAGAUCAUCGCAAAAGAAGAGAUAUUCCUUUUGGUUGGGAGUGCACAGUCAUUUAAUAUCUUAGCAGGUCUUCACGAUGGAACUGUAUUUGAUUCCUCUCAGUAUGUUUACAUGAGUAUUCAUGUUCAUUUUGAGGAUCCCAUACUGGAGCUUCUCAGCAUCAAUGCCUCAAAUUCUGGUGAGAGUUACAUCUAUGGGCCAGGUUUUGCAAUUCAAGCCAAUAGUAUUGGGGUUACUACUAUAUAUGUCAGUGCUAGACAACGAUCUGGACAUGAAGUAUACAGCGAUCCUGUUAGAGUGGAAGUCUAUGCACCACCGAGGAUACAUCCUAAUCAUAUUUUCCUCGCUCCAGGUGCAUCGUACAAGCUUACCGUGAAAGGGGGCCCAAGUAUCGGAGUGUACGCCGGGUAUACAUUGGACGAUGAGACUAUAGCAGAUAUUCAGAAAACUUCAGGACGAAUUCGAGCAAUAUCUCCAGGAAAUGGUAGCAUACAUGUCAAUUUUUUUGGGAAAGGAAGUAGUUUUAUUUGCCAGGCAUAUGGAAGUAUUGAAGUAGGGAUUCCGUCCUCUAUGAUGUUGAGUCCACAAAGUGAGCAGCUUAAUGUUGGUCGUGAAAUGCCAAUAUUCCCUUCUUUCACUGAGGGCAAUUUAUUUUCCUUCUAUGAGCUCUGCAAGGAUUAUAAAUGGAGUAUAGAGGAUGAACAGGUGCUGAGCUAUCGAAGUGCUGAGCACUCUCAUAAAACUCUUGUUUCUGGUGCUUUGGAUACCAUGUACCCAAGUUACUCAGACAGAAAAGAUCUUGGGUUUAUUAAUGUAGUGUAUGGAAGGUCUUCAGGCAAAACAAAUGUUGCUGUUUCAUUCUCUUGUGAUUUUACCUCAGAGUCCUUCUCACUGUCAAAGAUGUAUACUGCUUCUGCAUCCUUGUGGGUGGUUUCUUAUCCUCCUCUUUCUCUUGGUGUGCCGAUAACCUGGAUUCUCCCACCUUUUUACACGACGUCGAAUCUCUUGCCUGAAUCCUAUAACCAAGGGGACUCUCAAGGCCGUAAAGGAACUGUUAUUUAUACCUUGAUGAGAAGUUGUGGAGGGAAGAAUGGAGAAAUACACAAAGAUGCUAUUUCUAUUGAAGGGGCUAGGAUAAAAACAAGUGAUAGUGGCGAUCUUGGUUGCAUUCAAGCAAAGGAUCGCUUGACUGGAAGAGCUGAAAUUGCAUCUUGUGUAAGGGUUGCUGAGGUAGCUCAAGUUAGAGUAACAUCUAAAGAGUUCGCUUUCUAUGUGGCUGACCUAGCUGUUGGUGCUGAGCUUGAUCUUCUUGUACAUUAUCAUGAUGCUCUAGGAAACCCAUUUCAUGAAGCUUACGAUGCGGUUCAAAUUGAUGCUGAUACUAAUUAUCCUGAAGUUGUUUCCAUUAAUAGCACCCGUGACAGUUUCGGAAAUAUUCGUUUGAAGGCGACGCGCCAUGGUAGAGCUCUUCUACGAAUAUCGAUGAGCAAUAAUCAGCAAAAGUCGGAUUACUUCAUGGUUUCUGUUGGUGCCCAUUUAUUUCCUCAGAAUCCAGUCUUGUAUGUGGGUCGCUAUAUUAACUUCAGUGUAGGAGGGUCGGACAAUGUAGUACCCGGUCGCUGGUUAAGUGCCAGUGAUAAUGUUGUAUCUAUUGAUAUGCUCUCCGGGGAAGCGCUUGCUCGUGGGGAAGGUACCACUCAAGUAAUAUUUGAAGGUUCGAAUCUGAAACUGCAAACAGCUGUUACAGUGCAAAAAGUUGACGUGGUUUUGGUUGAUUCUCCAGAAGAAACCUUAACAAACAUCCCUUUCCCCACAAAAGGAUAUUACUUCUCCAUUAGGUUCAGUGACCCGUCUGGACAGAACUUCGAAUCUUUUAGUAGCAGUAAGGGAGUCAAUUAUGAUUGCAGGGUAGACCCACCUUAUAUUGGUUAUGCAAAACCAUGGAGAGACCUUGAUCUUGGUGUUACAUAUUGCCUCUUUUUCCCUUACUCACCGGAACACUUGGCACGGUCGAUACCCAAGUCAAAGACCAUGAGACCAGAUAUAUCUCUUUCUAUCACUGCUUCAAUGAAAGAAUUGGCACAUGUAUCAGGUUCUUCAACUGCACUUUUUAUUGGGGGAUUCUCAGUACUGGAAAUGGACAAGGAUCUUCUGCGGUUGAAUUUGACGCCAGUAUCCAACAAGAGUAUGAUAACGAUUGUGGGGAACACAGACGUUGACAUCUAUUGGCAAAAGAGGGACUUGAUGAGUGUGACCCCCGUUAUAGUAUAUGAGUACGGGAUGGGUGGGCAGGCGGAAUAUGAGGUCAAAGCGUUAAGAGCUACAAGGUUCAAAGACAAAAUCAUCAUCACACUCCCAGCUACUGGUCAAAGAGUGGAAGUAGAUGUCGGUUUUGAACCUGGAGAAACACGUUUAUCAUCAAGGAGUAAUUUUGCGCUUUGGGCCAGUAUUUUUGGGGUUGUUACUUUGUUCACGAGUUUGCUCAUCUACAAGAAAUUUCUUAACCAACCUGCAACGUCAAGGCCAACAUCUGCUGCUCCGCGAGCCACGCCUAUAAGACACACAGUCACGCCUGACCGUAACCGUAGUGUACAACAGCAAUCCCCUCGGACUCCCGAGGUUUUCCUAGAGUAUGUUAGAGAUACAAUAGACAAAACACCUUACUAUAAGCGUGAUGCAGUUCGAAGGCGUAAUCCACAGAAUACUUUUUAAAUCUAACACCAACUGUGGAUGCUGCCCUUGUUUAUUGUAUGAGCUGUCUGUUGACAGUCCGUGAGUGCCGAGGCUCAUUUUCCUGUAAUUUUUUUAUCUGGAAAGUGGGUUCAUGUAUUAAAUAUAAAGUUUUGUAAUCACCCAAGCAUAAUAACUAUUCAAUCUUGUACCAUAAUAACUAUUCAAUCUUUUGGAUUCACAAUACA